Molecule: messenger RNA, 1550 nt
Organism: Hippocampus comes (tiger tail seahorse)
Lineage: Eukaryota; Metazoa; Chordata; Actinopteri; Syngnathiformes; Syngnathidae
Gene: rnf224
Product: ring finger protein 224
Exons: 3
Coding region: 310-810 (166 amino acids)
Source: RefSeq, a predicted model, not a curated record
UGAAGUGAAAAAUGAUCAACUUGCACAUGAGGCCUGCAUGAAAGUGACACUAAACAAAUGCGUCCAAUCACCAGUGACAUCAGUGCAGCGUGGAGUCCUGUUGCUAGGCAACCGCCGGUGCAACCUGAUAAGCGACAGCGGCAGCCAAUAGAAAAAGACGUGUUGAAUAUUUCAUCCAAAUCCGACAAAAGUACCUUGAAGGUGAGCAGGAAGUGACGCCGAAGACGACGACGAGCGGCGGGCAACCAAGACGCUGCAGUGGCAUAAAGAAGCACAAAAUCCAAAACAGACAGGAUGUGACAUCAUCAGAUGAAAAUGUCCCAUGAAGCGGAAGAAACGCGUGGCGCCUUGACGGCGGCGGCAUCCCUGCGUUGCAUCGUGUGCUUCGGCCGCUACGAUCUGGCAGCGCGGUUGCCGCGGCAACUUCACUGCGGCCACACCUUCUGCCAGGCGUGCAUCAAGCGACUGGACAUCGUCAUCAACGAGCAGGUGUGGAUCCCGUGUCCUCAAUGCCGCCAGAACACGCCUCGUCCCCGCGGGGGCGCUGCCGCGCUGGACCUCAAUUUGACCUGCUUCCUGGCCCUCAAGACGCACGCUGGCCCCGCCCCCUGCAUUGCCGAGGCGGGGUCGAGCGGCGACGGGGCUGUGGCCGGGAACGGGAAGAAGAUCACAUGGGCGACCAAGGACGUGACCUGUGAGGACGCGUGGUCGCACGGGGGGCUCGCGGAACCUCGCUUUCAUCGCCACGCCAACUGCUGUAAGCCGCUGUCCUAUUGGUUGUGUUGCUGCUGCUGCCCGGGGCGGGGAUAAAAUAAGGGGCGGUGUCUAAUCACCAUUGAAGCAUCAAAUAGUUUAAAUGGACCUGAUAUUUUCCCAUGGUGCCUUGACCUGAAUUCCCGAGUAACCAACUUUCCUCACUGGCACCGAGAGGUCGGGUUUCCAUGGAGCCGUGUAUAAAAUAAAAUCCUGCAAUAAAAAUGUCAAAACAAUCGCAACUAGUGCGCAAUAGAUGAUUGAGGUCCAUCUUGAGAAAUCGUGCGACGUUUACAUCAGAUCAGAAUGGGUCACGACCAAAGAUGACAAAAUGUCUCCGCUUAAAGCCAGCUUGUGAAAUUCAGCUACAGUGGAGCCCCGCUCUUCGCAGAGGAUAAGGACCCGGCUAGCAUGUGAACAGCGAAAAUCUGCAAUUGGCAAUUUUUUAAAGCAUUUUCUUGAAAUGUUUUUUUUUUAAUAAAUAAAAUUAAAAAAUAACCAUCAAAACAACGGCAAUAAGCAGGGAUGGGAUUGGGCCACUCCCCCCAAAAAAAUCCAAGAAUAAUUGAUGCAAUUUGAUGUUAAUUAUUUUUCAAAUUGCAAAUAAGCAGGGCAUUUAAUUUAAAAUGCAAAAUGCGAAUGCGUUACACACCAAACAACAAAGGAAUGGUUUCACCCCCCCAAAAAUCUCCAAAUGUGCAUUGGUCCACUGUACAACUCAACCAAAGAGCCGCUGAUUAUUGGAGUCUUUUAGGGGCGGGGCUUGAAUCAGAAAGUGGUGGUUGAAACAUAACUUU